AUGGAAACUGGUGGUGAUGACUUCGACAAUAUGGAAAGGUUAAAUCCCAUGAAAAAGGAAAACAAUCACAACAGAGAAGAAGAAGAUGAUGAUGAUGACAGGAAUGAAGCCGCAGCAGAACAAAGUCAUGACGAAGAAACAGAUGUAGAAAAAGUCGAUAGAACAGAUGACGUAAUAAAUUCCUCAGAACUUAAAUGUACACAUAUUUUCAAUGAUCAGUUGAAUUCAUCAGAUUCUACUCAACUGAAAACCAGAAAUAAUAAAAAGUGUAGAGCACCAUUACUACAGCAUAACAACCGAGUGAAAAAUAAACAUUUACACACACAAGUUAUUCCCAACAGAAAGUCCGAAUCACACUUAUCAUCUAGUUCAAUACCAGAAACUACAGAAAAUGAGUGUACACCAUCUUUAUUAACACAAAUUAAACAACAAUUUAGACAAUUCUGUGAAACAACUUCCUUACGAGGUGUACCGAAAAUUGUCAGUACAAAAGAUUCCAAGCGCCGAUUUUUAUGGCUUAUCUUUGUUAUUGCAUUUUUCAUUGGUUGUAUCACAUGUUUAACAUUUAUUAUUAAUCAGUAUUUAGAAUUUGAUGUUAUUCAUCAACCAAAAAAGCUUUAUGAUCAACCACGACCAUUUCCUUCUGUAACACUAUGCAAUUUACGUCCAUUCUCUACACGUGAUAUACGUAAAUUGAAAAAAGCUGGUGUUCUACCUGUGGAUAUGUACUUUGAAAUGUCAAAACGUUUUGCCGGCAGUAUACCUGCAGAGUAUCGUCGAUAUUUAACUAUGCUAUGGGAUUUUUCUACAUAUUUAGCCAACCUUCCAGAAUUAGUUGAUGCUAAAAAUUUAGGUCAUUCCCUAGACGAUAUUGUAAAACGCUGUUUUAUAUUAUAUAGAACUGGGAGUAUAACAAGAGGAACAGCCUGCGAGAGAUCAGGCUAUUGGACAAGAACACAGGAUCGUGUCUUUCAUAAUUGUUACACUUAUACAGUUAAUCCGAACAGAACUAAUACAGCUUUAAACAUGGAAUUAGUAGUUUAUUUGGACAAUUUAAUUGAACAAACCGAUUGCUUUGAUUGCCAGGAACGAGUAAUGGCUAGUCAAAUGACCGGGGCAAGACUACUUCUACAUCCAGGUGCAUCUUAUCCUCGUGUCGCUGAAGAAGGUGUCAAUUUAAUGCCUGGUACAAUGACUGAUAUAAGAUUUACAGUUUAUGAAUGGUCUAUGAUGGAACCACCUCAUGGUAGAUGCAGUAAAAAUACACCAAAUUUUAUAUCAUUCAAUAAUGUUAAUUAUACAUUCAGUGAGGAAGCGUGUCAUGUGCAUAAAUUACAACAGAAAGUUGCUUCAAACUGUCAGUGUUUAACACAACAACUACCAAUACCUACAAAUCUACUUAACAAAAACUUAAGAAAAUGUCAAGGAUUCAAGCUACCCGCAACUUAUGAAACACUGGAUAACUUUAAUGCAUCUAAACAGUUAUAUUUUAAUAUCGAAACAGUUGCUAAUUUCUCACAUUUUGCAAAAUGUGCAGAGACAGUUAGUACAGCUACAGAUGGUUAUCAAAUGGGCUGUAGACCAGCAUGUGUGAGAUACACUUAUAAACCGAGUAUAACAGCUGCUCAAUGGCCAACAAAAACUUUUUUAACUUGGUUUGUUACGAAAUUUUUAAAAGAAAUGGAAACUGAAGGCUAUUCACGUUUGAAUACAACAAAUAAUGAAACAAUCGAUGCCUUCAACAUACGUAUGGAAGAAUUGCGUAAACCUUUACAAAUUUAUGAAAAAAUUGGCAAUUUAACUAAAGAAGGCAAUUUACAAGAAGCUAUAAAAUUGCUUAUGGAAACACAAAUAUUUGAACAAAACUUUUUAUCAAUUAUAAUAUCAAGACCAAAUUUUGAUUUAGAACGUGUUGAAGAAAAAGCAGUUGUUUCAUUAACAUCUUUAUUCAGUCAAAUUGGAGGUCUUUUGAGUAUAUGGAUUGGAUUAACUUUUGUAUGUAUUGUUGAGAUUGUAGAAUUAGGCUUGAAUGUAGCAGAUGCUGUGAUUCAUCAUAAGAAGUCAAAAUCAUAA
Molecule: messenger RNA, 2073 nt
Organism: Trichobilharzia szidati
Lineage: Eukaryota; Metazoa; Platyhelminthes; Trematoda; Strigeidida; Schistosomatidae
Source: the annotation of a GenBank genome assembly